ACACGGAUGAAACAUGGAGGACGAUGCAAGCACAAAUGCUGAAGAAACGGUGAAGAAAUUGAGUCACAGAUUAUUCAAAAGGCUUCUACAAAAGGAAAAACGUAAAUGGAAGCGCCAAAAGGCAGCAGAGGCAAGGAAGAAUGCUGAAAUAAAUGAAGAGUCACGGCAGGAAUGUGACCUGGAGUACAAAAAGAGAGUUGACGAAUUUGAAGCAGAUAGGGAAAAACAGGAAAUCUUAGAAAGAGAAAACAACGAAAAGCUUUGGCUUCAACGCGAGGCAGAGGCACAGGCUGAAUUUGCUCGUAAAAAACUCGAAGAGGAAAGAAGAGUAAAACAAAAAGAAGAGCAGGAGAAAGCUAUCAAGUUAGAAUGGGAGAGACAGCAGGAAAAAGAGAAGGAGGAAAAAGAAAGAAAAGAAAAGUCUACAAAGGAUAAAGAGGAGGCACUUUUUAGGGAAAUUGAAAAAGAAGUAACACCUAAUUCUCAGAGUGGUUUUCACAAUCCUGUUGCACCAGCGCACUAUGGAACAGAAAAGGACGCCGUGAAUUGUUCAUUUUUCCUAAAAACUGGAGCGUGCCGUUUUGGCGAGAGAUGCUCACGUCAACAUCCCAGACCGUCCAGUGGUGUUACUCUUCUUAUUCCUGCCAUGUAUGCAGAUAUCAGACAUAUUGAAAGUGCUCUCGAUAUUGCCGACCGCGAUACCGGCUUGGAGUUUGAUGAGCAGGAUGCUUACAAAAAUUUCCUGGAAUUUUACGAUGACGUGCAUCCCGAGUUCGAAAAGAGUGGACGGCUAUUGCAGUUUAAGGUUUGUUGUAAUUAUGAACCUCAUCUUCGCGGAAAUGUCUACGUGCAGUAUACAUGUGAAGAAGAUUGUCAAAAGGCAUUUGCCGACUUUAAUGGUCGCUGGUAUGCAGGUAGACAGCUAUCGUGCGAGUUUUCUCCGGUAACAAACUGGAAAUCAGCCAUUUGUGGACUGUUUGCACAAAAUCGAUGUCCUCGCGGUAAGAACUGCAAUUUCCUACACGUUUACCGCAACCCUGAUGAUUGGUCCGAGCAGCGCUCCGAGAAUCUUCGCCAUGUUCGAAAUGGCCGAUGCUACUACGAGGAGCGAGACAGGAGGCAUUCCUCGGACGAUAAAUCAAGGCUGUCUAGCGAUCGAAAUCGUAGCAGGAAUGGUGAACGGGACUCUUACCGAUACGAUACAAAUUCUAGGGACAGACGAAGGAGACAUAGAAGCAGGUCUCAAAGUCCCAGUGAUGAUGAUUUUGACGAUAAACAUCGUCGUCGCAGAAGGCAACGAAAACGUAGUAAAAGUAGGAGCUCUGAGAGGGAUCGAAGAGAUUCGCCUUCUAGAUCGUCUGUCGCCAAUAGGAAGAUGAGAAAAGAUGAUGUCAAAGUCGAGGAAGGUAAUGGCGUUUGUCUUGCCGAUGAAAAUGGUAACAACGAUAGCAAAACUUCAACCCGAAAAUCUCGAAGUCCUAAGAUUUCUGCGAGUCCCGUGUCUGACAAGUCUAAACGUCGUCGUAAGUCAAAAAAGAAACAUAAAAAACACAAACGGCGUUCAAAAUCUCACCAAAACACCACGGCCUCUGAUGAAAGCACGUAAUACCCAUUGGGAUGAGCUAGUUUGGGAUUGAGAAUUAGAAAUGUUGAUUGUUAACUAAAUGUUUUUAUAAAACUUACAGCGUCAAAAA
This is a messenger RNA of Dendronephthya gigantea, 1694 nucleotides long. Its product is annotated as U2 small nuclear ribonucleoprotein auxiliary factor 35 kDa subunit-related protein 2-like. The transcript is spliced from 14 exons. Bases 14 to 1606 code for a protein of 530 amino acids. Lineage: Eukaryota; Metazoa; Cnidaria; Anthozoa; Malacalcyonacea; Nephtheidae. Gene Ontology annotation, molecular function: metal ion binding; pre-mRNA 3'-splice site binding. The record is from RefSeq and is a predicted model, not a curated record. Gene Ontology annotation, cellular component: U2AF complex; spliceosomal complex. Gene Ontology annotation, biological process: mRNA splicing, via spliceosome.